UAAAUCAUCCUGGAAGUAUGAUGAAUAGAAUAUAUUGUAAUCUUACACUAAAUUAAUCACACUUUUCUGGUUCAUUACAUGUAUAUUAAAUUCAGCACCAUUUUACCUUUAAUUUACAUGAAAUUUAAAACGGAACCAUUGACCUAUGCUUUCAACUUUCAAAUGGACUAGAGUAUAAUGCCCUACUUACAGUCUGUAUAGUGUAGUAUGAAUGCUGCAUUGUGUGAAGAAAUUGUGACCCUUUAGCAUCAUAUAAGAUUAGUACCAUUUUAUACGUGGAUUUAAAACUAACUUUAUGAUCAUUAUUUUAAAUGCAUAACUCAGAGUGAAAGAAAAAGAGAGUAGAAAAAUGAUACAGUGAAAGUAUUGCUACAGUGCUCCUCUUUCUCCCAGAAAAUGGAGGUUCCUUCUCCCACAGGAUCUGUCCUGCCAAGCCCCCUGGGAAAGGGGCCAGCGUGGGAUUACUCUCCAACCUGCCAGACUGUCUGGCGAUUGCUGCACACCAUGGGCCAGGUGUGAUCAGCAGAUCCAAGAUAUGCCCGUCCCCCAGAAUGACCCACAGCUGGCAUGGGGUUGUAUAAGUGGCCUCCAGCAGGAAAGGAGCAUGUGUACUCCAUUGCCAGUUGCAGCACAAUCCACCACUCUUCCCUCUUUAAGUGGCAGACAGGUUGAAAUAAACCUAAAACGAUAUCCAACUCCUUACCCAGAGGAUUUAAAGAAUAUGGUAAAAUCUGUUCAAAAUUUGGUGGGUAAGCCAAGCCAUGGAGUGCGUGUUGAGAAUUCAAAUCCAACUGCUAACACGGAGCAAACUGUGAAAGAAAAAUAUGAACACAAGUGGCCGGUAGCCCCAAAGGAGAUUACAGUGGAGGAUUCUUUUGUUCAUCCAGCUAAUGAAAUGAGGAUUGGGGAACUUCACCCUUCAUUAGCUGAGACCCCUCUGUACCCACCCAAACUUGUUCUGCUAGGGAAGGACAAAAAAGAAUCAACUGAUGAGUCUGAAGUUGACAAAACUCACUGUCUGAAUAACAGUGUUUCCUCAGGCACUUACUCAGACUACUCGCCUUCCCAGGCUUCCUCAGGAUCCUCUAAUACGCGGGUUAAAGUGGGGUCCUUGCAGACAACAGCUAAAGAUGCAGUACAUAAUUCUCUGUGGGGUAACAGGAUUGCACCAUCUUUCCCACAGCCUCUUGAUGCAAAGCCAUUACUCAGCCAGCGGGAGGCUGUUCCCCCAGGCAAUAUACCACAGCGUCCUGACCGGCUGCCCAUGAGUGAUACUUUCACUGACAACUGGACUGAUGGCUCGCAUUAUGACAACACAGGGUUUGUUGCUGAGGAAACCACAGCCGAGAAUGCCAACAGUAAUCCUCUGUUAAGUUCGAAAUCUAGAAGCACAUCCUCGCAUGGACGCAGGCCUUUGAUCAGGCAAGACAGGAUUGUUGGUGUUCCCCUGGAACUCGAGCAGUCUACACACAGACACACACCAGAAACAGAAGUGCCUCCUUCCAAUCCUUGGCAGAAUUGGACCAGAACCCCUAGUCCGUUUGAAGACAGGACCGCUUUUCCUUCCAAAUUAGAGACAACCCCCACUACCAGCCCGUUGCCUGAAAGGAAAGAACAUAUAAAGGAAUCUACUGAAAUACCUAGUCCUUUUUCUCCAGGCGUACCAUGGGAGUACCAUGAUUCCAAUCCCAACACGAGUCUUAGUAACGUCUUUUCUCAAAUCCACUGCCGCCCGGAAUCUUCUAAAGGUGUUAUUUCAAUUAGCAAAAGCACAGAGAGGCUUUCCCCCCUAAUGAAAGAUAUCAAGUCUAAUAAAUUCAAAAAGUCACAGAGUAUCGAUGAGAUUGACAUUGGUACAUAUAAGGUGUAUAACAUACCAUUAGAAAACUAUGCUUCUGGGAGUGAUCACUUAGGAAGCCACGAACGACCAGAUAAGAUGCUGGGGCCAGAGCAUGGUAUGUCCAGUAUGUCUCGAAGCCAGUCAGUCCCGAUGCUGGAUGACGAGAUGCUCACCUACGGAAGUAGUAAAGGGCCACAACAGCAAAAAGCUUCUAUGACAAAAAAAGUCUAUCAGUUUGACCAAAGCUUCAAUCCUCAAGGAUCAGUGGAAGUGAAAGCCGAAAAGAGGAUACCACCCCCUUUUCAACACAAUCCCGAGUACGUGCAACAGGCCAGCAAAAACAUCGCCAAGGAUUUGAUCAGUCCCAGAGCUUACCGAGGAUACCCACCCGUGGAGCAAAUGUUUUCGUUUUCUCAGCCAUCUGUGAAUGACGAUGCUGUGGUGAAUGCCCAGUUCGCAAGCCAAGGGGCCAGGGCAGGCUUCCUGAGAAGGGCCGACUCCCUGGUGAGCGCCACAGAAAUGGCCAUGUUCAGAAGGGUCAAUGAGCCUCACGAGCUGCCCCCAACUGAUAGGUACGGCAGACCCCCAUAUAGGGGAGGGCUGGAUCGCCAAAGCAGCGUUACAGUGACUGAGUCCCAGUUCCUGAAAAGGAAUGGCAGGUAUGAAGACGAACACCCUUCAUAUCAAGAAGUGAAAGCUCAGGCGGGCAGUUUUCCGGUUAAAAACCUUACCCAAAGGAGGCCAUUGUCUGCAAGAAGCUACAGUACAGAGAGUUACGGUGCCUCCCAAACCAGGCCAGUUUCAGCUAGGCCUACUAUGGCAGCUCUUUUGGAAAAAAUACCAUCUGACUAUAACUUGGGUAACUAUGGUGACAAGCCAUCAGAUAACAGUGAUUUAAAGACGAGGCCUACUCCUGUGAAGGGAGAGGAGAGCUGUGGUAAAAUGCCUGCAGACUGGAGACAACAGCUGCUUAGACAUAUAGAAGCUAGACGGUUAGACAGGAAUGCUGCUUACAAACACAAUACAGUUAACCUUGGCAUGCUGCCCUAUGGAGGUAUUUCAGCAAUGCAUGCAGGCAGAAGCAUGACUUUAAACUUGCAGACUAAGUCUAAAUUUGAUCAUCAAGAACUACCUCUUCAGAAAACCCCGUCCCAGCAAAGCAACAUUUUAGACAAUGGACAAGAAGAUGUAUCUCCUAGUGGCCAAUGGAAUCCUUAUCCACUUGGGAGGCGGGAUGUACCUCCGGACACCAUUACUAAAAAGGCAGGCAGCCACAUCCAGACAUUGAUGGGGUCCCAAAGCCUUCAGCAUCGCAGCCGGGAGCAGCAGCCAUAUGAAGGAAAUAUAAACAAAGUGACCAUCCAGCAAUUUCAGUCACCAUUGCCUAUUCAGAUCCCCUCUUCACAGGCCACCCGGGGACCUCAGCCUGGACGGUGCUUAAUUCAAACUAAAGGGCAAAGGAGUAUGGAUGGAUAUCCAGAGCAGUUUUGUGUGAGAAUAGAAAAGAACCCUGGCCUUGGAUUUAGUAUCAGUGGUGGAAUCAGUGGACAAGGAAAUCCAUUCAAACCUUCUGACAAGGGUAUCUUUGUUACUAGGGUUCAGCCUGAUGGGCCAGCAUCAAACCUACUGCAGCCUGGUGAUAAGAUCCUUCAGGCAAAUGGACACAGUUUUGUACAUAUGGAACAUGAAAAAGCUGUAUUACUACUGAAGAGUUUCCAGAACACAGUAGACCUAGUUAUUCAACGUGAGCUUACUGUCUAAAUAUUUUUUAUAAAUAGUGAAGAUACGUCUAGCCAGACCUAAUGUUCAAAAAUAAAUUUAUACAUAGAAACAAAUUUUGCCAAUUGCUGGACCAAUGGCAAACAUUAGUGCCAAAUGUAUAAUACUAUAUGUUAGCACUGACCAUCCUUAAAAAUGUUAACUCUAUAAAUACGAUGUUCAUGUGGUUAUGUAUUAGUUUUAAUUGUCAGCCUCUGGCUGUGCAUUGGUGCAGUUUUGUUUCUGUUUCUGUUUUUGUUUUUAAUCAAAUAAGUUUCUCCUCAAAGUGGAUUUCAUAUAAUUUCGGAGCACGGAAGCACACACAAGCUCUUUAUGAAUUCUGCUCUCCAUCAGAAACACUGCCUCAAAGUUGUAUAUGCCUUUAUAUAGAAAAUACAAAUAUAAAGAAUUGUAAUUCCCAUAAAAUAUUUCUAGCACAAGGUAUAUGUUGGCAUAUAUACAAAAAGAAUAUAGAGAAAAACAAUAUUUUCAUAAACUAAACAUCUCAGAUAGAGAAAAAAUAUAUCUUAAAAUAAGACUUUACUAUAUUGAAUCUUUUUCAAUAAAAAUUACAUGAUAAUGCCUUAUGAAAGUAACUGUACAUAUGGUAUAAAGUGUUUAUAUUUGGUUCCAUAUUCAUUUGCUAAAUUCUCAUGGCACAGAGUGAAAUAUUUCAUAAAUUAGCCAUUUAUCUCUGGUACCCGAAUAAAAAUAGGAUGAACUAAUUUGUUCAAUGCCUUUAGCUAAUUACAAUACAUGCAGAGUUUAGAAACAGACUAAAGGUCAUUGUAGUUAAGUCUUUUUCACCACAAAUUUAAGCAGUGGAUGAUGGGUGGCAGGAAAGGUAUUGCUUUAUUUCUUUCAAGUUCAUGUUGAUUAUAAACUGUAGCCCCUGUGAUUUCUUUACUUGUAAAUGUGGAAUUUAUUUGUGUGUUGCUUAAUCUAAUUUGCUACUUUUUAAAUUAUUUAAAAUGAGUUUUGGAAAUUGAUAAAAUUUAUCAUUAUGAAAGACUGCUGUUAGAAAGUUAUGGUAGGUGAUUUUAAAUCCUUGGUAUUUAAAUAUGAAACUUCAAAUAUAAUUUCUCAGAGCUGUGGUCUACCUGUAUCAUUAAUUUCAAUGGCUGUUUUUCUGGGCAGAAAUAGAUAAAAUACUUUUUUUUCCAAAAACAGUUUCAAGGUGUGUAAAAUCCUGAAUGCUUUUUCACUGGAGAGAAAGACAAGCAUGGUUAAUGUAGAAUUAUUUACUUUUCCAUUGAAACUAUUUUCCUGCAUAAAUGAUCAACAUUUAUUUUAUAAUCCUUCAAAAUAUUUAUCUUUCAUAUUAGUCAUUAAUUUAAUUACAAUAUUAACUUGAAUUUCCAGGAUAAUUUCCCGGAGUUGGUUGCAUGCAUUCUCUUUCAUAACUUUACACAGUUCUUUUGUUAUAUAAUGAAUUUACGUGCCAGUGUUUCAAGUAUUGUAUGAGGAUUUUCACAAUAGUAUCAUUGAACGAUGUCACCAAAGCUCUGAGAAUAAUAUUUGUAAGUUAACUGUUUUAUGGGGACAUUGAAAAUAUUGUAUUUUUGUAGGGUCUAUUAAAAUGAGUGUCACUUAUUAGAA
Messenger RNA from Nomascus leucogenys (northern white-cheeked gibbon), 5197 nucleotides. Its product is annotated as leucine-rich repeat-containing protein 7. Gene Ontology annotation, biological process: neurotransmitter receptor transport, endosome to postsynaptic membrane; neurotransmitter receptor transport postsynaptic membrane to endosome. Gene Ontology annotation, molecular function: protein binding. The record is from RefSeq and is a predicted model, not a curated record. Gene Ontology annotation, cellular component: adherens junction; postsynaptic membrane; postsynaptic density. The transcript is spliced from 11 exons. The coding region runs from base 536 to 3601 and encodes 1021 amino acids. Lineage: Eukaryota; Metazoa; Chordata; Mammalia; Primates; Hylobatidae.